CGCAUACAGAACAACACAACGCUGAAGUUACAGACAGAAGUUCUGUUUUACAGGAAGAAAUGAUCGACAUUAGGACUUCUACUGUACAAAUAUAAAGAAGUCCUCAUGGAUCUGAGUGAGGAGGAAUCAGCCCCUCUGGUCAUCAGAGACCGGGGAGGCAGCCAGAGGUCCAGUUCUAGUACUGGUCCCGGUUUGCAAGUCCACCUCUACUUCUUCCCUGCAACAAAGGAUGCAAAUAUGAUGUACAUAUCAUUUGGACAAAUCUCUGCUGAAAAUGUCUGCAUCCAAGCAGCCAUGAAAUGUGGAAUCCUGCCAGUCUACCAAAGCCUUUUUGCUCUGGCUUCUUCUGACCUCUCAUUUUGGUAUCCUCCAUCACACAUGUUCAACACAGAUGAAAACUUACAAGUUCAUUUUAGAGUCAGGUUCUUCUUUGGAAACUGGUAUGAAAAUGGACCAAGAACAUCUUAUCGCUACAGUCUGACCAGAGACAGCAUCAGUCCUGUGCUUGACUACUGUGUCAUCAAUUAUCUUUUUGCUCAGCUGAGGAAUGACUUCAUUGCCAGUGAGGCUGGAGUGUCUCCACCUUUGAGUGCCCAAGAGGAGUGCCUCGGUCUGGCAGUGCUGGACUUGUGGAGAAUGGCUAAAGAGCGCCGUCAGAGUGUAAGGGAGCUCUGCAAGUCUGUCAGCUACAAAUCAUGCCUUCCUAAGUCACAUCGUCAUGACAUCCAGAAGCGAAAUCGCUUGGAUCGAUAUAGAAUCCGAAACACCCUCAAGCAUUUCUUAAAGAAGCUUGGGAACUGCUCAGUGGAUGAGUGCAGCUUAAAACUCAAGUACCUGAUUGAACUGGCAAGGAUUGAGCCGUCUCUGGGCAACGAAAUCUUCAAAGUGAAUCCUUCUUCGUCCGAGUCAAAGUCAUCGUUCACUCUUCUGCGGGUCACCGGAGAGGAUGGAAUUCAAACCAAUGGAAGUUCUGAUCCAGAUGACGUCAUGGAGUGGCAGACCUUCUGUGAUUUCCAAGAAAUUAUCGACAUCAGUAUAAAGAGAGUGUGUCAUGAAAAUGUUCCACAAGAUAGCAGGAUGGUGACAAUAACCCGCAGAGAUGACAGAUGUUUGGAAGCCAAGUUCCCAAGUCUUAAGGAAGCUCUUUCAUUUGUGUCCCUUGUUGACGGCUACUUCAGACUGACCACAGACUCCACCCACUACUUCUGUCAAGAUAUUGCCCCUCCAAGUAUUCUUGAGGGCAUAAGAAACCAUUGUCAUGGCCCUAUAACAUCAGAGUUUGCAGUGCACAAGUUAAAAAGGUCUGGAUUCAAAGGCGGCACCUUCCUUCUGCGGCAGAGUCCCGAGAACUAUGACAACUUCUUCCUGACUGUUUGUGUUCAGACUCCACUGGGACUGGAUUAUAAAGACUGUCUCAUUAUAAAGAAUGAGACCUUCAGUCUUCCUGGGGUCCACAAAACUUUUUCCAGCUUGAGAGAACUCACCAACUUUUACCAACACAACAAGCUGCUUCUGGCUGAAGUACCUGUUAAACUGGGCCACUGCUGUCCACCACGAUCCAAAGACCUGACAAACCUCAUCAUCAUCCGCAAAAGCAGCUCUGUUGAAGCUCAAGAGUCCCCAACGCCUGAAAGAAACAAAUUCAGUCACAUCCAGUUCCACAUGAUCAAAUAUGAGGACCUGAAAUGGGAUGAAAGCCUUGGACAGGGAUCGUUUUCCCGAAUAUUCAGAGGCACCAAAAUGGACAUUCGUGACGGGGAGAAACGUGAGACCGAAGUUCUUCUCAAAGAACUUGAUGGGCUUCACAAGAACUGUUGGGAGUCGUUCUUUGAAGCUGCCAGUUUGAUGAGUCAGAUUUCACACAGACACCUCCUUCUUGUGUAUGGCGUUAGUGUUUUUGGAGCAAAAAACAUCAUGGUGCAGGAAUUUGUCAAGUAUGGGGCCCUUGACCUGUACUUGAAGAGGGGGAGAUCUGUUUCAGUGAGCUGGAAACUUGACGUAGCCAAACAGCUUGCAUCAGCCCUCAACUUUCUGGAGGAGAAGAACAUUGUUCAUGGAAAUAUCUGUGCCAAAAAUCUGCUACUGGCCAGAGAGGGUGAUCCAUCACAGGGAAGCUCUCCUUUCAUCAAGCUGAGUGAUCCAGGCAUCAAUGUUGCAUUUCUGGACAAGGAUGUGAUCCUAGACCGGAUACCUUGGGUGGCCCCUGAGGUGCUGGAGGCCCCAGACAACCUGACCCUGGAGUGUGAUAAAUGGAGCUUUGGUGCCACUUUGUGGGAAAUCUUCAACAAUGGGAAUGCUCCACUCAGGGGCUGGGAUCUGGACAGGAAGCGGCAGUUUUAUGAGACCUUUCAACAGCUGCCUCCCUCCCAGUGGACAGAACUAGCUGAUCUGAUCAGUCAGUGUAUGGACUACCAGGCAGCCUUCAGACCGUCCUGUCGCAGCAUCAUCCGUCAACUCAACAGUCUAAUCACAUCAGACUAUGUCAUACUACAUGCUACUGAACCAGUGACGCAGAGCCCUGUUUGGCGAGCUCUCAGCCCUGCCCAACAUGAUCAGACAUUAUUUGAGGAGAGACACUUGCGUUACAUCUCGCCUCUGGGAAAAGGAAAUUUUGGCAGUGUUGAACUUUGUCGGUAUGACCCACUGGGCGAUAACACCGGUGAGUUGGUCGCUGUCAAGAAGCUGCAACCGAACAAGCAGUCGACCCUGAAGGACUUCCAGAAGGAGGUCAACACCCUCAGCGUUAUGCACUGCGACUACAUUGUCAAGUACAGAGGAGUGUGCUACAGCAUGGGUCGCCUCAGUAUGAGUUUGGUGAUGGAGUACCUGCCAUACGGGAGCCUGAUUGGUUACUUAGAGAGUAACGGACAUAAAGUCAACACCAGGCGCCUGAUACUGUUCGCUUCUCAGAUCUGUAAGGGGAUGGAGUACCUGCAGACCUUGCGUUAUGUACAUCGUGACCUUGCAGCCAGAAAUAUUCUUGUGGCCAGUGAGUCACUGGUGAAAAUUGCUGACUUUGGACUGACCAAGAUUAUUCCUAGUGACAAAGAGUACUACCGAGUCACACAGCCUGGAGAGAGCCCCAUAUUCUGGUAUGCUCCAGAGUCCCUCAAUGAGUCCAAGUUCUCACACAAAUCAGAUGUCUGGAGCUUUGGAGUGGUUCUUCAUGAGCUCUUCUCCUACUGUGACAUGAGCUCCAACCCAAAAAGACUGUGCAUGCAGGAGAUUGGACACAUUGUACAAGGUCCGUCUAUUUCAAUGCAUCUGGCAAAUAUUCUGAAGAAUAACUGGAGGCUGCCAGCUCCUCCAAAGUGUCCUCCCAAGGUGUACAGUUUAAUGAAGCAGUGCUGGGUGUACAACUUUGAGGAACGGCCAUGUUUCUUCAGUCUUGGAAACCAGAUUGAAACCAUCAUGCAGGAGGAGAGAGAAAACUUUAAAGGCUGACAAGGAUCUCUCAGGUCGCUCAAUCAUUAACUCAGGUGAAGGAGCAAAAAUGUAAAAAAACAUCUCACAUGUAAUGACAUUUCUGCAAGUCCAGAAUGACAGAAAUAAAAUGUAAGGUACACUGGACUGAACACUGGUGUUAUAGAUCAGAAGUACGAGUUGAAUUCUGUGUGUAAAUAGAUUUUAAGAGUUUCAAAAACUGAAAAAGAACUGUGUGACAUGUUUUUUUUUUUUUUUUUAUCUCUGCUAUUUUUCCAUUCUGAUUUCAUAUAGUAGUAAUCUGUGCUAAGAUGAAGAUUUUUCUACAUAUUAAUAUUAAGUUCUGCUUUUUUAUUUAUAUUUUUAAUAAGCUUUUAAAAACUUCUAAAAUUCUUGCCUAAAAUGUUAAACAACUCUGUUUUUUCAUGCAGAAUAAAUUGACAAUAAUAAAAAACUACUGAAAUGCACGGACUCCAUUUCUGGAAAAGUCUCUACAUUUGCUAAAAUGCAAUACAAAUUUAAAUGUGUGAUUUGUUACUUCACUUAAACUUUUAUAGUACAAAGAUUUUCAGUGUUUAAAAUUUCAUUGUAUUUAGUAAAUUUAAACAAAUAGAAAAGUGGAUGGCAGAUCAUUUUUUAU
This is a messenger RNA of Sphaeramia orbicularis (orbiculate cardinalfish), 4063 nucleotides long. It is a transcript of the gene jak3, whose product is annotated as Janus kinase 3 (a protein tyrosine kinase, leukocyte). The coding region runs from base 106 to 3444 and encodes 1112 amino acids. Gene Ontology annotation, biological process: cell surface receptor signaling pathway via JAK-STAT; growth hormone receptor signaling pathway via JAK-STAT; cell differentiation. Gene Ontology annotation, molecular function: ATP binding; growth hormone receptor binding; non-membrane spanning protein tyrosine kinase activity. The record is from RefSeq and is a predicted model, not a curated record. Lineage: Eukaryota; Metazoa; Chordata; Actinopteri; Kurtiformes; Apogonidae. Gene Ontology annotation, cellular component: cytoskeleton; cytosol; membrane. The transcript is spliced from 24 exons.